Messenger RNA from Meloidogyne enterolobii, 1421 nucleotides. The record is from the annotation of a GenBank genome assembly. Lineage: Eukaryota; Metazoa; Nematoda; Chromadorea; Rhabditida; Meloidogynidae.
AUGCCGAAUCCAGCCCCGAAGGAGGACACUUGGGCGUUCAAUCCGAUCGGCGCACCAUUUCCGGACAAUCCUGUCAAAGUGCUGGGCCAGCAGAACAUGUACGUCGCGCUUUGGUACAAGAACGGAAAGCCAGUGCACGGCUAUGCAUGGAACGAUGGUGGCGUUGUACAGGCUUCGUUCCCGUAUGGCAAGGCGGAGCUCACGGGAAAGGAAGACCUCGGCGGCAUGAUUCAAGUGCUGCAGUACAAGGGUGACCACAACACGCUCGGCUACUGGUACGAGUGGAUCAAAUACAAGGACCGUUUCGAGAAAACCGACGAACGACAGCUGGUUCGAUGCGGCGACUCGAUGCCGAUUCUCUGGGAGGGGAGGACCGGUGGUACACUGCUCGGCUACUUGAACAUGAAGACGGAGGAAGCCUUCUUCUCACAGGGAGGGAAGGCGGAAUGCAUUGUAGGGAAGCCACUCUCGGAAAUGAAGAUCAUAAUGAGGAACUUGAAAGGAGGACCGUUGGGAUGCGUGUGCAACAUCUGCUUCAAAGCUCCUCCGCCACCAGUACCACCACCACUCAUAAUGCUGAAUGAGUGGGCAGACAUCAGGAUGGGAGACGCAUGGCCAACCUACAAGACGAUCAGAGCAGGCGACAAGACGUUGAGUGCGGCACCAGGAGAUUCUAGUGAGCAGCAUGUAGCCCUGUGGUAUGUGCAUGGUGAGCCAGUAAUGGGACGGAUCUGGAACAACAAUGGCAAGGUCGCUGCUGCAUUCGGCUGGAAUGGGAAGGCCUUCGUCGACAACAUCGGCUCCAUUCAGGUUCUGGUCGACCUCCCAGAACGUGUCCGUGGCUACGACUAUCAAUGGCGGCCGUGGAGUGAUGCAGCUGUCUUCGACAAGAACGCCCGAGUCUUCUAUCCUGUUCACGUCGAUCAUGUGAAAGGAAACAUCUCGCCAUGCCUGCUAACUCUUCCAAAUGGCAAGGAGGCACUUGGCAAGGCUGACAUUCGCAAUGAGCGUGCAUCGGCUGUGGUCGCAGGCAAGGACGAGCGAUUCGAAGGGCCCGCUGUGCACAGGUUCCUCGUGCUCUGCCGCAAACCGAAGCCAGGACAGAAGUUCGACGAAUAAUAUGGACCAAGCUGUAAAAACUCAUAGGAUAGUGAUAUUCCCUCUCACAAAUUGUUGUAAUGUUUUCCUUUGUAUUUGUUCCAAAUUUGUAUUUCAUGUAGUUCAUUUCUGUAUAAUUGUUUGUAAAAUAAAUUUGUAAAUAAAUCUUUUGUUUUGUUUUGUGGUUUAUUUUUUUUUAUCCAAGAAUUUAUUAGUUUUCCGAAUUCCUAAGUAUUUUUGCAUUUGUUUUUUGUUUUGAAUAUGUAGCAGUGUUCUAAAUUUGUUAAAUUUAUUCGUAGAGUUGUUAAGUCGGUUUCUCAUCU